GCGCGCCGGGUACGCGCGCCGGCGACCAUGGCGUUCGCCGGGUUGGAGCGAGUACAUUAACCCGGGGAGGCGGCGGCGGCGGCGGCGACGAGGGAGCGAGCUUCAAGCGGGCGGGCCCAGCCUGAGGGAAGGGAGGAAGGGGCGGGGAGAGCGCCGGAGGGAGGCCGGUCGGCCGCGGGCGGGCGGGCAGCGCAGCGCCGAGCGGGGCCCGCGGGCCCAUGAGGAGGCCCGGGGACCAUGGGCUCCAGGAUCAAGCAGAACCCAGAGACCACGUUUGAAGUCUAUGUUGAAGUGGCCUAUCCUAGGACAGGUGGCACUCUUUCAGAUCCUGAGGUGCAGAGGCAAUUCCCGGAGGACUACAGUGACCAGGAAGUUCUACAGACUUUGACCAAGUUUUGUUUCCCCUUCUGUGUGGACAGCCUCACAGUUAGCCAAGUUGGCCAGAACUUCACAUUCGUGCUCACUGACAUUGACAGCAAACAGAGAUUCGGGUUCUGUCGCUUAUCUUCAGGAGCGAAGAGCUGCUUCUGUAUCUUAAGCUAUCUUCCCUGGUUCGAAGUAUUUUAUAAGCUGCUUAACAUCUUGGCGGAUUACACGACAAAGGGCCAGGAGAAUCAGUGGAAUGAGCUUCUUGAAACUCUGCACAAACUUCCCAUUCCUGACCCAGGAGUGUCUGUUCAUCUCAGCGUGCAUUCUUAUUUUACUGUGCCUGAUACUAGAGAACUUCCCAGCAUACCCGAGAAUAGAAAUCUGACAGAAUAUUUUGUGGCCGUGGAUGUAAACAACAUGUUACAUCUGUAUGCCAGUAUGCUGUACGAACGCCGGAUUCUCAUCGUCUGCAGCAAGCUCAGCACUUUGACCGCCUGCAUCCACGGGGCCGCCGCCAUGCUGUACCCCAUGUUCUGGCAGCACGUGUACAUCCCCGUCCUGCCUCCGCAUCUGCUGGACUACUGCUGUGCUCCCAUGCCCUACCUCAUAGGAAUCCAUUUAAGUUUAAUGGAGAAAGUCAGAAACAUGGCCCUAGAUGAUGUCGUGAUCCUCAACGUGGACACCAACACCCUGGAAACUCCCUUUGAUGACCUCCAGAGCCUCCCAAAUGAUGUGAUCUCUUCACUGAAGAACCGGCUGAAGAAGGUGUCCACAGCCACCGGCGACGGUGUGGCCAGGGCCUUCCUCAAGGCCCAGGCUGCUUUCUUCGGCAGCUACCGAAAUGCUCUGAAAAUUGAGCCGGAGGAGCCAAUCACCUUCUGUGAAGAAGCCUUCGUGUCCCACUAUCGCUCGGGAGCCAUGAGGCAGUUCCUGCAGAAUGCCACCCAGCUGCAGCUCUUCAAACAGUUUAUAGAUGGUAGACUGGACCUUCUCAAUUCUGGCAAAGGUUUCAGUGACGUUUUUGAAGAGGAGAUCAGCAUGGGCGAGUAUGCUGGCAGCGAUAAACUCUACCAUCAGUGGCUCUCCACAGUCCGGAAAGGAAGCGGAGCAAUUCUGAACACUGUAAAAACGAAAGCGAACCCGGCUAUGAAGACUGUCUAUAAAUUUGCAAAAGAUCAUGCAAAAAUGGGAAUAAAAGAGGUGAAAAACCGCUUGAAGCAAAAGGACAUCACCGAGAAUGGCUGUGCCCCCACCAUGGAAGAGCAGCUGCCAAAGACUGUGCCGUCCCCACUGGUGGAGGCCAAGGACCCGAAGCUCCGAGAAGACCGGAGGCCAAUCACAGUCCACUUUGGACAGGUGCGCCCUCCCCGUCCGCACGUCGUGAAGAGACCGAAGAGCAACAUCACGGUGGAAGGCCGGAGGACUUCUAUCUCCAGCCCUGAGCAGCCUCAGCCGUAUCGGACGCUCAAGGAAUCAGACAGUGCAGAAGGCGACGAGGCAGGGAGUCCAGAGCGGCGAGCGCGGGAGCCCACGGGCCCUGCCCCGGCUCCUCCUGACCGGGCUGCCAGCAUCGACCUUCUGGAAGACGUCUUCAGCAACCUGGACAUGGAGGUCCCACUGCAGCCACUGGGCCAGGCCAAGAGCUUGGAGGACCUUCGGAUCCCCAAAGACCUGAGGGAGCAACCAGGAACCUUCGACUAUCAGAGGCUGGACCUGAGCAGGAGUGACAGGAGCCGCGGGAUGCCGGUGGCCUUGAAGCUCACCCACCCAUACAACAAGCUCUGGAGCCUGGGCCAGGACGACAUGGCCAUCCCCAGCAAGCCCCCAGCCACCUCCCCCGAGAAGCCCUCAGCCCUGCUUGGGAACUCCCUGGCUGUGCCCCGCAUGCUGCCGACCCAGGACAGCAUCCUGAACCCCAGUGACAAGGAGGAGGCGCCCACCCCCACUCCAGGCAGCAUCACCAUCCCCCGGCCCCAGGGCAGGAAGACCCCAGAGCUGGGCAUCGUGCCUCCGCCCCCCACCGCCCGCCCAGCCAAACUCCAGGCCGCCAGCACCGCCCUCGGGGACUUCUCCUCAGAUCGGCUACAGGCCCUGAGCCGGGCCCCGUUCCCCGGGCUCCUCCCUAGUGCUACCCCCCAAGGACCCACCGAACCGCUCCAGCCGCUCAACCUGGCCCCCGGGGCCGCAAGCUCGAGCAGUGACGCCCUGCUGGCCCUCCUGGACCCACUUAACACAGCCUGGUCAGGCAGUACUCUUCCACCGGGCCCUUCAGCCCCAAACAUAGCCACCUCCUUCACUCCCCAGUUUAGCUUCCCCCCAGCAGGGACCCCCACCCCCUUCGCGCAGCCAUCACUCAAUCCCUUCAUCUCAUCUGUGCCCACGGCACUGCCUGCCAUGGCCCUGGUCUCCACACCGGCCGGGCCUUUCGGGGCCCCUCCUGCUUCCCUGGGGCCAGCCUUUGCGCCCAGCCUCCUACUGUCUGGUUCCGGCCUCUGUGGCCCACAUAGAUCUCAGCCCAACCUGUCUGCCCUCUCCAUGCCUAACCUCUUCGGCCAGAUGCCCAUGGGUGCCCACACCAGUCCCUUGCAGCCCCUGGGCCCCCCAGUGGUCGCCCCUUCAAGGAUCCGAACAUUGCCCCUGGCCCGCUCAAGCGCCAGGGCUGCCGAGGCCAAGCAGGGGCUGGCCCUGAGGCCCGGAGAUCCCCCUCUCCUUCCUCCCAGACCCCCACAGGGCCUGGAGCCAGCACUGCAGCCCUCUGCUCCUCGAGAGACCAGAGACCCCUUUGAGGAUUUGUUACGGAAAACCAAGCAAGAUGUGAGCCCGGCCCCGGCCCCAGGCUCAGUAGAGCAGCUCAGGAAGCGGUGGGAGACCUUCGAGUGAGCCAGGCGCCGAGCGAGGGCGAGCCGGGCCCAGCCAUGCGCCGCCGGCCGCUGCGCCCCAGGCCAGCCGGCCCUGCUUCCCCUGCUCCGUUUCUGCCCAGGUUCUGCUGGUGGGAAGGGAUGGGACCCCCGUCUGCCGCCCCUCCUCCCCUACACACCACCCAUCUCUGAGGUCUGGCCGCUAGAGAAUGGUGCCAGUUCUGGCCUGGGAAUGGUCCCAGCCCCUGGGCACCCACCCCACCCUGCCACCACCCCUUCCUGCACCCCUGAGUAGGUUUUGCACUAAAGAGGUCAGCUGGGCGAAUGACUGCCCCAGACCCAGCCCCACCUGCCUUCCCCCUGGAAGCCUCCCAUCAGGA
Odobenus rosmarus divergens (Pacific walrus) is the source of this 3607-nucleotide messenger RNA. RefSeq names its product DENN/MADD domain containing 1A (gene DENND1A). The record is from RefSeq and is a predicted model, not a curated record. Gene Ontology annotation, biological process: endocytic recycling; endocytosis. Gene Ontology annotation, cellular component: cytosol; clathrin-coated vesicle. The coding region runs from base 238 to 3249 and encodes 1003 amino acids. Gene Ontology annotation, molecular function: phosphatidylinositol phosphate binding; guanyl-nucleotide exchange factor activity. NCBI's taxonomy places the organism in Eukaryota, Metazoa, Chordata, Mammalia, Carnivora, Odobenidae. The transcript is spliced from 22 exons.